Molecule: messenger RNA, 758 nt
Organism: Vitis vinifera (wine grape)
Lineage: Eukaryota; Viridiplantae; Streptophyta; Magnoliopsida; Vitales; Vitaceae
Product: probable small nuclear ribonucleoprotein G
Exons: 4
Coding region: 320-562 (80 amino acids)
Biological process (GO): spliceosomal snRNP assembly; mRNA splicing, via spliceosome
Cellular component (GO): precatalytic spliceosome; SMN-Sm protein complex; catalytic step 2 spliceosome
Molecular function (GO): RNA binding
Source: RefSeq, a predicted model, not a curated record
GCUUCGGGUGCGAGAGGUCGCGAGUUCGAUUCUCGCAACACCCCUCUCCUCGAGAUAUUUUGGUCCUUUUUUAUUUAUGGUUGUAGGAAUCAUCUUAAAUGGGCCAAGUGGGCCGCGACGAGAAGCCAAUACUGGCCUUGUAUUAGUCUCAAAAUAUUCGAAUCUUUUUGCCUCAAGAGCCCAUCAUCCAUCUGGACCGUGAUUUUCACCCCCUCUCCUCAAAAGCCACCUUCGUCCUCUGAUUUUCUAGGGUUUUGAAGACCGAACCACCUCCUCCAAAACCCCCUUUCUCGGUUUCUCUCUCUCAACAGCUGUGAACAUGAGCAGAUCAGGCCAGCCUCCGGAUCUCAAGAAAUACAUGGAUAAGAAGCUUCAAAUCAAGUUGAAUGCAAACCGGAUGGUGGUUGGAACUCUUCGUGGGUUUGACCAGUUCAUGAACCUGGUGGUGGACAACACUGUGGAAGUGAAUGGAAAUGAGAAAACUGAUAUAGGCAUGGUGGUUAUUAGAGGAAAUAGUGUGGUUACUGUUGAAGCUCUUGAGCCAGUAAGCCGGAUGCAGUGAAUUGAUUUUUGUAUCAAUGCCUAAUGCUGUAUCUACAGGCAUGUUUUCCUUAUUUGGAUAAUGUAGUUUGUUGUAAUGUGAAGGAAAAUGUUCUAGUUGUGGAUUUAAAGGUGGGUGAGUGAAUGUUUCUACAUUUGUGGAUUCAAAAUUCUCAGUAGUUUAAUGAAAUGGAGAAUUUAUAUUGGUAUUGACAGAA